CGGUGUGAGCGCUGUGUGUUGCCGCUACACCGAGUAGAGAGGGCCACCGCUGCAACACAGAGCGGGACACACAGACAGACAGCCUCCAUGAGGGACCGUCUGCUGCAAGAAUAAAAACUGUUACGAGGAAUAACCAGGGGAAGACUACACACAGAGGUUUUUGGAGGGUUUGCAUGCGGGUGAAAUUCUGCUCCUGAAAUGUAGCCAGCAGCAGCAGCAGCAGCAGCGCGAGUGCGGCUCGUUGUAAUCGCUCGGUAGCCGCUGCAUGGCUCUUCACGGGGAUGCCAUGAAAAUCAGAAGAGCCGACUGAGAGACCGCUGCUCCUCCUCGCUAUCACAGACACGGUGGCGGCGGUGAGCGAUGAUGGAUACCGGUGGAAAGAUCCACGUUAGGUAGCGGUUACGCAGACCCGAGGAGAGCUGAACGUCUCUGUCACAGUUUAGUCUCAAGGAUGGAUUUCACCCAGCUCCGGAACAUCAUCAGCAGAUACUGUGUGGGGGAGGAGAUCUGGGUGGACAGUCGGACGGUGUACAUCGGGCAUAAAGAACCUCCUCCGGGAGCUGAGGCCUACAUCCCUCAGCGUUACCCCGACAACCGCAUCGUCUCCUCCAAGUAUACCUCUUGGAACUUCAUCCCCAAGAAUUUGUUUGAGCAGUUCAGAAGAAUCGCCAACUUCUACUUCUUGGUCAUAUUUCUGGUCCAGCUUAUCAUCGACACCCCCACCAGCCCAGUCACCAGCGGCCUGCCCCUCUUCUUUGUUAUCACUGUCACUGCAAUAAAACAGGGCUACGAGGACUGGCUCAGACACAAGGCUGACUGCUCUAUAAACGAGUGUCCGGUGGACGUGGUGCAGCAAGGGAAGGUGGUGAGGACACAGAGUCACAAGCUACGGGUGGGGGACAUCGUCGUGGUGAGGGAGGACGAGACUUUCCCCUGUGACCUCAUCCUGCUCUCCUCCAGCCGCCACGAUGGCACCUGCUACGUCACCACUGCCAGCCUGGACGGGGAGUCCAGUCACAAGACCUAUUAUGCUGUACAAGAUACCCUGGCCUUUAGAACGGAGCAGGAGGUGGAUUCACUACAUGCCACUAUUGAAUGUGAACAACCACAGCCUGACCUCUACAAAUUUGUUGGACGCAUCAAUAUUUACAUGGACAAACAAGAACCUGUGGCUAGACCACUUGGGGCUGAAAAUUUGCUCCUUAGAGGAGCCACACUGAAGAACACACAACAUAUUUAUGCUGUCGCGGUCUACACUGGUAUGGAGACUAAGAUGGCGCUUAAUUAUCAGUCUAAAUCUCAGAAGCGUUCCGCUGUUGAAAAGUCGAUGAACGCCUUCCUGAUAGUGUAUCUGUGCAUUUUGAUCAGUAAAGCGGUGAUCAACACCGUUCUGAAAUACGCUUGGCAGUGGUCUCCAGACCGAGACGAGCCCUGGUACAACCACAGGACGGAGAACGAGCGCCAGCGCCACGUGGUGAUCCGAGCAUUCACAGACUUCCUGGCCUUCAUGGUCUUAUUUAAUUACAUCAUCCCAGUGUCCAUGUACGUGACGGUGGAGAUGCAGAAAUUCCUGGGCUCCUAUUUCAUCACCUGGGAUGAGGACAUGUUCGACGAAGAGCUGGGAGAGGGCGCUCAGGUCAACACGUCUGACCUGAAUGAAGAGCUUGGACAGGUGGAGUACGUGUUUACUGAUAAGACGGGCACCCUCACUGAGAACAACAUGGAGUUUAUCGAAUGCUGCGUCGAUGGGAACGUCUACAUCCCGCAUGCCAUCUGCAACGGCCAAAUCCUCAGCGCCGCCUCCAGUAUAGACAUGAUUGACUCCUCGCCCGGAGGAUACAGGAGGGAACACGAGGAUCUGUUUUUCCGGGCGCUGUGUCUGUGUCACACGGUGCAAGUGAAGGAGGAGGAGACGGUGGACGGCAUCAAGAGGGGCAUCCACCAGGGCAGGCCCACCUCCUUCUACAUCUCCUCCUCACCGGAUGAGGUGGCUUUGGUGGAGGGAAUGAAAAGGCUGGGUUACACCUAUCUGAGACUGAAAGACAACUACAUGGAGAUCCUCAACAAAGACGAUGAGAUUGAAAGAUUUGAGCUGCUCCAUGUGCUGAACUUUGACUCCGUCAGGAGGAGAAUGAGCGUCAUAGUCCGGUCAAGCUCAGGAGAAUACCUGCUGUUCUGUAAGGGGGCAGACAUGUCCAUUUUUCCUCGGGUCGUGUCUGGGAAGGUGGAGCAGGUGAAAGCCCGGGUGGAGCAAAACGCUGUAGAGGGGCUGCGGACUCUGUGUGUCGCUUAUCGAAAGCUGUCAGCGUCCGAAUACGAGGAGGCGUGUCAUCACCUGAACGAAGCCAAGCUGGCCCUGCAGGACAGGGAGCAGAGGCUGGCGCAGGCCUAUGACACCAUUGAGAAGGACUUUGUGCUUUUGGGCGCUACAGCAGUGGAGGACAGGCUCCAGGAGAAAGCUGCAGACACCAUUGAGUCACUGCACAAGGCCGGGAUGAAAGUUUGGGUCCUGACGGGGGACAAGAUGGAGACGGCGGCGGCUACCUGCUACGCCAGCAAGCUGUUCCGUCGCACCACCCAGAUCCUUGAGCUGACCAAGAAACGUACAGAAGAGCAGAGUCUGCACGACGUUCUGUUCGAACUGAACAGGACUGUUCUCAGACAGCGCUCUAUGUCUGGGUUGUCAGUAGACUGCCUCGACUUUGGUCUGAUCAUCGACGGGGCCACUCUGUCUGCAGUACUGAAGCCCAACCCAGAGGGCGCCAGUUCUGGCAACUACAGAGAGAUCUUUCUAGACAUCUGUCGCAAUUGUAGCGCCGUGCUCUGCUGUCGCAUGGCACCGCUCCAGAAAGCCCAGAUUGUGAAGCUAAUUAAAGCCUCCAAGGAGCACCCCAUAACUCUCGCCAUCGGCGACGGGGCCAACGAUGUCAGCAUGAUCUUGGAAGCACACGUGGGCAUUGGCAUCAUGGGUAAAGAGGGCCGACAGGCGGCGAGGAACAGCGACUACGCCAUCCCGAAGUUCAAACACCUGAAGAAGAUGCUGCUCGUUCACGGCCACUACUAUUACAUCCGGAUUGCCGAACUUGUUCAGUACUUCUUCUACAAGAAUGUAUGCUUCAUCUUCCCUCAGUUCCUGUACCAGUUCUUCUGUGGGUUCUCCCAACAGCCUCUGUAUGACACCGCCUAUUUGACGUUGUACAACAUCAGCUUCACCUCACUCCCCAUCCUCCUCUACAGCCUGGUUGAGCAGCACGUCACCAUUGAUACGCUCAAGAGGGACCCCUCCUUGUACAGGGACAUAGCAAAGAACUCCCUCCUCCGCUGGCCCGUCUUCCUCUAUUGGACGUGCCUGGGUGUGUUUGACGCUGUUAUCUUCUUCUUUGGUGCCUAUUUCCUGUUUGACAACACCACCUUCACCAGCAAUGGCCAGCUUAUGACCACCAACACACAGAUGAUGUUUGGGAACUGGACCUUCGGGACUCUCGUCUUUACUGUGCUGGUGUUCACCGUUACGCUCAAGCUUGCCUUGGACACACACCACUGGACCUGGAUCAAUCAUUUUGUCAUCUGGGGGUCGCUACUUUUCUACGUUAUUUUCUCUCUUCUCUGGGGAGGCAUCAUUUGGCCCUUCCUGAACUACCAGCGGAUGUACUACGUGUUCAUGCAGAUGCUGUCCAGCGGUCCGGCCUGGCUCAGCAUCAUCCUGCUCAUUACGGUCAGCUUGCUGCCUGAUGUCAUCAAGAAGGUCCUCUGCAGGACCAUGUGUCCCACGGCCACCGAACGUGCACAGGAUCACGAGAAGCUGUCGCGGGGUCGCGUGGCCGAGUCGACUCCACUGUCCUCUCGUCGGUCCUGCAAAGGCACGAGCGCGGACUCCUCUCACCUCCACCUCGGCGCCGCGGAGACGCUGUCGCUCAGCAGGUCUGAUCCCCUUCCCCAGAAACUGCUGGUCCACUUGGCAGAAGGUGGAGGGGCGGACUUGUGCUCUCUCAGCCCCUAUGUGCUCCGUCUCUCCGGGGCGGGAUUUGCCUACUACGCUCCAGGGCCGGAGACCUCCGUGUGAACACAGAACACAGGCUCUGAAACUAUGCGGAUGUCGUGGGCUGAAACAUAAAGUGCAUCCCGAGGAUGUGCGAGCAAGAUCUGCAUCUCAAGGAUCAAGGAUUUAUAGAGCAAAAUACAAACACACAUCCACCUCCAUGCUGAGUUCACCAUGUGCAUUUUUCUGGGCUACACCUGAGUGAACAACCCUUUAGAUAUUAUAGCCCUGACGCCUCAUCUUCAUACUUUAAUAACAUCUUUUUGAAUCAGUGUCGUCCUUGUCUUAGUCUCAUUAAAGUUCCUACCAAACUCUUA
Messenger RNA from Sebastes umbrosus (honeycomb rockfish), 4356 nucleotides. Its product is annotated as probable phospholipid-transporting ATPase IH. The transcript is spliced from 30 exons. Gene Ontology annotation, biological process: phospholipid translocation. Lineage: Eukaryota; Metazoa; Chordata; Actinopteri; Perciformes; Sebastidae. The record is from RefSeq and is a predicted model, not a curated record. Gene Ontology annotation, cellular component: recycling endosome; trans-Golgi network; endoplasmic reticulum. Gene Ontology annotation, molecular function: ATPase-coupled intramembrane lipid carrier activity; magnesium ion binding; ATP hydrolysis activity. The coding region runs from base 452 to 4063 and encodes 1203 amino acids.